This is a messenger RNA of Cimex lectularius (bed bug), 997 nucleotides long. RefSeq names its product WASH complex subunit 3 (gene CCDC53). The transcript is spliced from 5 exons. Gene Ontology annotation, cellular component: WASH complex. Bases 411 to 917 code for a protein of 168 amino acids. Gene Ontology annotation, biological process: actin filament polymerization; exocytosis. The record is from RefSeq and is a predicted model, not a curated record. NCBI's taxonomy places the organism in Eukaryota, Metazoa, Arthropoda, Insecta, Hemiptera, Cimicidae.
CAUAAAUAAACGUAAUAAAUUCAAUUGUCUGAUGGCUGAAUUCACCUUUUGUUCUCAAUUAGCAGUGUGAGCUUUUUUUCAUGAUAAAUAAAUGUGAAAAAUAGGUAAAUAAAAGCCUACCUUUAUGCUAAAUUGUUUAGGAAUUAGUAUUUCAAUUAACUGUUAGUGGCUUUGUGAAAUAGAUGAUUCAUUCAAUUUUUGUGAUUAUUAUUUUUCUUUUAAGUGGCCUUAACUCAGAUCGUUUUUAAUAUAUAACUACUCAACUUCAAUGACAAGAAUAAAGUUUUAUUCUAUUUAAGACGAGAAUUCCCCAGAAAUGACGUUUUACUUCAUUCGCUCAUAAGGUUGAUUGAUUAGCAAAAACCUCCUUGUUGCAGUUCAAACAAAACAAACAGAAGUUAUUCCUCCUUAUGAAAAUGUCUAAUCUAAAAGUGAGUUCCGGCCUGGAAGAAAAGCUCAACUCUCUUGGCAGUAAUAAGCCGGAUUUGUCAGAAGCACCGCCUAUUCACCAGAAACGGCUGGUUACAUUUUUCAACCAUUACAUCCUUUCCACCGUAGAGUUCAUCAAUGCCUUCUCCGAGUCUUGCGCAAACAAGUUGUUCCUCUUCGACCAGAAAAUAUGCAAAAUCGAAGCGGAACUUCGCCUUUUGGAGACUAAAAUCAAUUCAAUACCCGAGCUAGAGGACAAGAAAGAUGUGAAUGUGACUUUACCGUCACCACAGAAGCUUAACACAGACAUUCCUGAGGACAAAAAAUCAGAAAACGAAGAGAAUAAGGAAUCCUCCCAAUCAGAGACAAAAAGCGAAUUGGAUCCGGCAAUAGCAAAAUAUAUUAAGAUGGUAAGGGUCGGAGUUCCAUUGGAACACGUCAAGCAAAAAAUGAGGCAGGAGAACAUAGAUCCAGAUCUGUAUUUAUAGCAAAGACUUCUAUUAUUUGACAUGUGAUACAAAAAUAAUUAUGCUGUACAUAUUGAAUACAUGCAAUUUUAUAGUGUUAA